AUGGCAGUGGCACAGGAGAAUGGCCAUGCUGAAGCAGUGGUCAAACCGAAUGGGCGAAAAGAGUCUGUGCAAACUCAGAGGAAAAAGAAGUUCCUAGGAUGGACCAUUAUAGGCUUGGUCGUGCGACUCGGGAUAUGGUAUGCGCUUUUGACACCCUUUCUGCGGUGCCCAUCGAACAUUUCCGACUUGAACGACACGUCUCCUCGAGUCUGCAAACCUUAUCUCAUUGCUCGAUCUCAUGUGGAACCCUACGUUACUCCCUACUAUGAUACCUAUGCUGCACCCUACGUGGACCAGGCCCGCCCCUACGUGGAUCAAGCCCGACCAUACGUAGAGAUUUUCAACAAACAAGUCUAUGUGCCGACAUCCAAGCUUGCUCACGCUGGUUAUGAAAAGUACGGCGCACCAGCAUGGGAACAGGCUCAGACAUAUGGCGCAGCUCAAUGGAAGGCUCAGGUGACGCCGCGGGUUGAGGCGGCCCAGGACAAAGUACAUCAGCUCUAUCUGGCUGAGGUAGAUCCAUACGUUCAGCAGGGCUUUAUGGUGGUUUCACCUUACUAUCAUAAGGUAAACUCCGCUGUGCUCACGGCUUAUUGGGAUCAUCUGGUUCCUUUUUACACUAGGUCCCAACCUUUUAUCGGUAAGGCCUAUGCCACUUCCCAGGAUGUUUUGGUGACACACGUUAUGCCUGGCGCACAAUACACCUGGUCUUCCGUUGUCUACUUUGCCAACAGCUCCCUGUGGCCUCAUAUUACCGGUCUCUAUUCUGAGCAGGUUGAGCCGCAAUUGGUGAAGAUCGGACAGCGUCUGGCGAGCUAUAGGGAGGGCAAGCGCCUCCGUGCGGUUGUUGAGGAAAUGGAUAGUAGCUUCUCUGAGCAGCCUAGUCCUUCGGCCACGCUUACUUCUGUGGAGUCGAUCCACACCUCGAGCAGUGUGACAGUAACUUCAACUACCGAGGUCCCAUAUGUUGCGCCUACCCUCUCGGCAGCCGAUAAGGCAAAGCAAGUUCGCGAACAGAUUGAUUCUGAUCUUCAGAGAUGGCAAGACAAGUUUGCUGCCGCAGCUGACAGUGGAAUUGAAGACCUUGAAGAGCGCAUCGAAGAGAUUGUCGGUGCCCUCGUUGCUAGCAGUGCUAAUAGCCAUGGUCUGAGCCUUUCAACGGCACUUCAAAGUGUGGCUGCGAAACAAGUUACCACCAUUAAGGACCGUAUCAAUGAUCUUGUACAAUCUCUACCUGAAGAGGAUGCACCGGAAGCUGAGGAGGAAGCCCGCGAUCGGUUGGUUGACGACAUUCGAACAUCCGCCAUCUCUGUCAGAGAUCGUGCUCAUGCCCUUCGCGAAUGGUCAUUGUCAUUCGACGAUGAACUUUUGCGUCGGGUAUCAGCAGCUGUGAACUCGACCUUAGAUGUCCUCGACGGCAUUCGUGAUCUUGGUCUCCAGGAAAUCGGCAUGCGCUGGGCAUGGAUGGAUGGUGUUACCUACAAAGACUGGGCAAGAUAUCGCGCCGUCAAGGAACAACUCCAGGACUGGCGCAAUCAGAUCUAUCACGUCGGUAUGAACCACAAAUCAGUUGCGGAAGCCAAGGCGGUGGCCGCCGAUAUCUUGGACCGUGGGAUGGAGGUUGCUCAAGAAACGGCUGUGGAGCUUGUCAGAUUGAAGGAUGUUGGCCAUUGGAAACUGGCUGCCCGAGAAGUCGGCGACAAUUUCGAGACCAGAAAUGAGCUUCCCCCUCCGAGACCGAAGCCGGAAACCGAUGCUGAGGAUUCUGAGGUAAAAGCUGAUCUUGGACACGAUGAAUCUCCUGAGGAAUUUUUGGAACCAUCAACAGCCGCUACCAUUCAUAAUGAGGGAGAGGAUUCAUCGACCGAGAAUAUUUCGGACUUCGAAGAGUCUUUCGAAAGCGCACCUGGCACUGAGAAAGAUAAUUUUAUCGAGUCAAUGUCGGCUGAUGCUGUUCAAAACGAUGAAUCAAGCCCUAUCAAGGCCGCCUGGGGGGAGUUGCAGCAGCUGAUGCCAACACAUAUCAAGCUCCUAUUCUUGAUGAUGAGGAGCAAGAUGCCCUUCAUAGCCUUGCAAGCGAGCUCCGCUUUUGCUGAUUCUACCUCAAAUGCCAAAGUUCUCUACGAGAUCGCCAAGUCGCAAGUCAUGGGUCAAAUGGCUCAGUCUAGUGAGCCUGCCCAUGCACAGGUUCUCUCUUCUAUUGAAUCUGCAUACUCUGGAGCUGUCAAUUAUGCAACCAAUGAGUUUGACGCGAAAAUUGCCGCUAUCAGGGCAACUCCUACUCCUGCCGGUCCUCUCGCCCAGAUUUCCUCAAUUGCUUCCUCUCGAUUGAGCGAGGGUCUCAGCGUCGCCUCUGAGAAAUUGGCCCACAUCCAGCCUAUUCCAUCCCAGACUAGUUCUGCGGGCCUUCAGCCUUACGUGCUUGAUGCCCAGCGUCGGUACUAUGAAGCUGUCGGUCUCGCUCAUGAUCAUUACACCGCUUUUGUUUCCACGGCUUCUCACGCUGUCUAUGGUACCCCAACUCCCACUGCAGCUCCUCUUGGCUUCCAACAGCUCAUCGAAGAAGCUGGGUCCCAAUACGAACGUGUUUCUUCGCUGGCUUCUGCCAGCCUUGCUGCAGUCGUCGCAUCUGCCAGCUCUAUGGCUUCAUCGGCGGAUGAUGGGGCAGCGCAGGGCAUCAUUGACGAUGCCUCAUCCAGGUAUCACGCUGCCAUGUCAGCGGCGUCCGCCUCCCUUUCUCUUGCGUCUGCAUCCGUCAGCUCUGCUGUCUAUGGCACUACACCAGGACCUUUGCAGUCUCUGUCCAGCCAAGCAUCCGAGAACUGGGAAGGCCUUAUCUCCAAGGCCAGCGAGCAAAUCUAUGGCACUCCCGCUCCGUAUCUUCAGCAAUUGCAUGAGAGACUGCCUCAGUUUGAGGCUGUUCAAGGAGUGGUAUCUGAGCUGAUUGUCGGCAAGGAGCCCUCCUUUACUGAGAGUGUCAUGAGCAAGCUUCGUGUUGCAUACGAAACCCCUUACCCUGCGGCCGCCUUGUCUUCUGCUUCUAGCUACGUCAGUGAAACUUACGAAUCAGCGUCCUCGGUUGCAGAUGCUUACGUUUCAAGCGUUCCAAGCGUGGAGGAUGUCUUGCACAAUGUGAACGAGCAGCUCAAUGCUGCUGUAGAAGCUGCGAGUAUUGGAGUCUAUGGCACUCCUAAGGGCCCUUAUGAACAGGCUACAGAGGUUGUGGCUGACGCCUACAAUACCGCGUCAGCACAGAUCAGCAGUGCUGUUUAUGGAAAGGAGCCCGGGUACAUUGAUGUUGCCAGGGAGCACAUUGAGGAAAUCCAGUCAAAGGCCAGUGCUGCCAUCUACGGGGAGGAGCCCGGUGCGGUGGAAAGCGCGACCAGCCGCCUUGCUGCCGCUGUUGAGGGUGCUCAGUCCCAGUUAGCCGAACUGGCCUCAAAGGCCAGCAGUGUCGCGUCUGAGGCUGCUGAGACUGCUAGCUCUCAUGUGGAGGAUGCCACCGGCAACAUCAAGUCUGCCAUGUCGUCUGCCAAGGACGAGCUGUAA
Messenger RNA from Penicillium pulvis, 3549 nucleotides. RefSeq lists its product as uncharacterized. The record is from RefSeq and is a predicted model, not a curated record. The transcript has 4 exons. Lineage: Eukaryota; Fungi; Ascomycota; Eurotiomycetes; Eurotiales; Aspergillaceae. The coding region runs from base 1 to 3549 and encodes 1182 amino acids. Gene Ontology annotation, biological process: protein transport.